Molecule: messenger RNA, 979 nt
Organism: Conger conger (European conger)
Lineage: Eukaryota; Metazoa; Chordata; Actinopteri; Anguilliformes; Congridae
Product: cystein proteinase inhibitor protein salarin-like
Exons: 13
Coding region: 148-903 (251 amino acids)
Source: RefSeq, a predicted model, not a curated record
GCACUAGGCUCAAAACUAAAGGUGACCAAGCUUUCAAAUCAGUGGCUCCUGAAUUGUGGAAUCCUCUUCCACCGGACUUAAGACUUAAAAGUCUCAUCUCUUCAGACAGUUGGACUGGUCGUGUGUUCUUUUUUUCUCGCCGUUGUGAUGAAGCCGUUGAUCUUGGUAGCUGCUUUACUGGCCGUGACCAGUGCUGCCAGCAUAUCUCUGGAGGACCCAGAGGUCCAUGCCUCUAAAACUGCGAUGCAGAGGAAAAAGGAACAUGACGUGGAACUCUAUGACAAUAACAGCGGAGAUAUAGACCAGGAAUUUGAGAUCUGGAAGAAGAAAUAUGGUAAGACCUACGCUACCCCUGAAGAGGAGGCUGGUCGGAGGCAGGCCUGGCUGGAGACCAGGGUCAGGGUGACGGAGCACAACCGCAAGUAUCUGGCCGGGAAGUCGACUUGGCAAAAGGGGGUGAACAUGUUCGCUGACAGGCUUGAAGAAUAUUGCAAGCCAACGAUCUCGAUGCGCCAACUCGGAACUGUAUGUCUGCUUUUGAACUCCGGAAGAAACACACGCCUUUACACGAUGUCGGGGGAUGAGGAAGAGGACGUGGCAACGUCGGGGGAAGAGGAAGGGGACGUGGAACUCUAUGACAAUAACAGUGGGAAUAUAGACCAGGAAUUUGAGAUCUGGAAGAAGAAAUAUGGUAAGACCUACGCUACCCCUGAAGAGGAGGCUCGUCGGAAGCAGGCCUGGCUGGAGACCAGGGUCAGGGUGACGGAGCACAACCGCAACUAUCUGGCCGGGAAGGAGACUUGGACAAUGGGGGCGAACAUGUUCGCUGACAGGCUAGAAGGUGACCGUUGUUGCUGCAUUGGUGGUGUUGGCGGGGCUGAUGGGAUGAUAGGAAUGUUCUAGCAGUGGGCAUCGGUCUCAACGCACUGACACCUCUUCUGCUCCACCCGUCUUCUUCAUUAAAGAUGCUCUCCAUUCA